UGUACGUCAAUAUAUUUGGUAAGCAAUUUCCUUCCUUAUGUUCAUUUUCGUCAAAGACGUCAGCUUGUGCAGUUUUGUGCUUUGUUCUUAAAUUCAACAUUUACGAGUCCCUAAUUACAAAAACCUUGCAUCAAGAUGGUUAGGGAGAACAAAGCUGCUUGGAAAGCGCAAUAUUUCCUUAAAGUUGUUGAACUCUUCAAUGAAUACCCGAAAUGCUUUAUUGUGGGCGCCGACAAUGUCGGUUCACGUCAAAUGCAGACCAUCCGCAUCAGCCUGCGUGGCAUGGGCAUAGUUUUGAUGGGUAAAAAUACAAUGAUGCGCAAAGCUAUUCGUGGUCAUCUUGAAAGUAAUCCACAACUGGAAAAAUUGUUACCUCAUAUUAAAGGUAAUGUGGGUUUCGUGUUUACCAAGGGUGAUUUGGCUGAGGUACGUGACAAGUUGCUGGAAUCCAAAGUGCGUGCUCCAGCUCGUGCUGGUGCUAUUGCUCCUUUACCGGUAGUAAUUCCAGCUCAAAACACCGGUUUGGGCCCAGAGAAGACAUCAUUUUUCCAAGCCUUGUCUAUACCCACAAAAAUUUCUAAAGGUACCAUUGAAAUUAUCAAUGAUGUACCUAUUUUAAAGCCUGGUGAUAAAGUGGGAGCUUCUGAAGCCACUUUACUUAACAUGUUGAACAUUUCACCCUUUUCUUAUGGUUUGGUCAUUAAUCAAGUCUACGACUCUGGCUCGAUAUUUUCUCCGGAAAUCUUGGAUAUCAAACCUGAAGAUUUGCGUGCGAAGUUCCAGGCUGGUGUAGCCAAUUUGGCUGCUGUAUGUUUGGAAGUCGGCUAUCCAACCAUAGCUUCAGUUCCUCAUAGCAUUGCCAACGGCUUCAAGAACUUACUAGCUAUUGCGGCCACUACAGAGAUCGAAUUCAAGGAAGCUGCUACCAUUAAGGAAUACAUAAAAGACCCGAGCAAAUUCGCUGUAUCGGCUGCUCCUGUAACUGUCGUCGCACCCGUUGAAGAGAAAAAAGAGGAGAAAGAGGAAUCCGAAGAAGAGGAUGAAGACAUGGGUUUCGGAUUAUUCGCUGAUUAAGAAACCAAAUAUGCUUAUUAUCAUUUGAAGAUUACGACUUGCUUUCUUCUCUUUCCCGUUUUCCUGAACGAAAAGUAAACUCUCUAACGAUCCAUGUGCAAAAGUAGCAAAUAUUUGCUGCGGUUCUUGACAAAACCCAUAGCAAGUUGUUACUUUCACCAUGCUAUUAGUUUUAAGAAGAAAAUAAAAUCGUAAUUUU
Molecule: messenger RNA, 1273 nt
Organism: Glossina fuscipes
Lineage: Eukaryota; Metazoa; Arthropoda; Insecta; Diptera; Glossinidae
Gene: RpLP0
Product: 60S acidic ribosomal protein P0
Exons: 3
Coding region: 136-1074 (312 amino acids)
Biological process (GO): ribosome biogenesis; ribosomal large subunit assembly; cytoplasmic translation
Cellular component (GO): cytosolic large ribosomal subunit
Molecular function (GO): structural constituent of ribosome; large ribosomal subunit rRNA binding
Source: RefSeq, a predicted model, not a curated record